CGAGCUGGCUCUCUUUUCGACCGCAUUGCAACAAAGUUUACAGUGAUACAAAAAUACCGCGAGCGCUUCUGUGCAAUUUAAACGCUUUAGUCGCGUGUGAGGGUCAUAAUCCGGUUCGUAAUCCGGUAGUAUUCUGAUGUAGUUUACAUGCAGUCGGUUUAAGUUGUCGGAAAAGAUCGAAGUGCAAAGGGGAAAAAACUGCCAGUGGAUUUGUGUCCUUCUUAACGGUGGAAUUCGAAUUUAGACACGUUUUAGAACGUUUUGAUAUAUUUUAUUAUUAUUAUUAUUAUUAUUAUUAUUAUUAUUAUUAUUAUUAUUAUUAUUAUGAUUUUUUAGUGUUAUAGUAUGAUAUAGGACUUUUUCCACAUUUCUUCUGUUUAUCCAGUUUUUCUGGUAAGUCAGUAGAUUUUUUUGCCUUUGCUUUUGUAUAAACGUGAUCAAAUCCUCUUAAGGGUUUUUCUGGGGUUCCCCUUUGGCUUGUUUGUGUGUUUUCUUCUCAAAUCGUUUGUAUCACUGCUGAUUUGGUUGCUUAUUGCGGGUAAAGAUCUACAUUUAUCUUAAAACAACAACAACAAAUAAGACUUGUGUGUGAAAACAUGCCAAAGAGUCGAGCAGGCGUCCACAAGCUCCUUCUGUCUCGCCCCCAAACCCCCAAGCUGUCCUAUGGUUAUAACUCCAACAUGAAUGUGGGCAGAAGUGGAUACAAGGUCUUCUGUGCCAACAACAUCCCAGCAUGUAACGAGUUGGCCGUCAAGAUCACUGAGCGUCUCGGUGUGGACUUGGGGAAGUCGCAGGUGUCUGAGGGAGCUGAUCACGAGACCAGGGUGGAGGUGAAGGAGUCGGUGAGAGGACAGGACAUCUUCAUCAUCCAGACCGUACGCAGGGACGUGAACUCAGCCAUCAUGGAGCUGCUGGUGAUGGCGUACGCACUGAAAACGUCCUGCGCCAAGAACAUCAUCGGCGUCCUCCCGUAUUUCCCCUACAGCAAACAGUGCAAGAUGAGGAAGAGAGGAUCCAUCGUCUGCAAGCUGCUAGCAUCCAUGCUGGCUAAAGCAGGUUUGACUCACAUCAUCACCAUGGAUCUACACCAGAAAGAGAUCCAGGGUUUCUUCAGUAUUCCUGUGGAUAACCUGCGAGCUUCACCUUUUCUAUUGCAGUACAUCCAGGAGGAGAUCCCCGACUUCAGAAACGCUGUUAUUGUUGCUAAAUCACCGUCAGCUGCCAAAAGAGCUCAGUCAUACGCCGAGCGCCUGAGACUGGGUCUUGCAGUAAUCCACGGUGAAGCUCAAUCCGAGUCUGAUCUGGCUGACGGUCGACACUCUCCUCCGGCGAUCAGACCCUCGUGUGGACCUCCGGGCCUCGAGCUGCCGUUGUUGAUGGCUAAGGAGAAGCCGCCCAUCACCGUGGUGGGAGACGUCGGGGGUCGAAUCGCCAUCAUUAUUGAUGACAUCAUCGAUGACGUGGAGGAUUUUGUGGCUGCGGCGGAGAUCCUGAAGGAGAGAGGAGCGUAUAAGAUCUACGUCAUGGCCACUCACGGUUUGCUCUCGGCCGAAGCCCCGCGCCUCAUCGAGGAGUCUCUUAUAGACGAGGUGGUGGUGACCAACACGGUCCCCCAUGAGCUCCAGAAGCUUCAGUGUCCCAAGAUCAAGACGGUGGACGUCAGUAUGAUUCUGGCCGAAGCCAUCCGCCGCACACAUAACGGAGAAUCCAUGGCCUACCUGUUCCGCAACAUCACCGUGGAUGACUAACGGCACCAUAACGAGCACAACGAGUCCUCACGCUGAUCCAGGACCAGUCUGGGGCUUUCCCUGUGGUGCUGGUGGCUUAUCUUAUGGUUUCAGUGGGUCUGGUUUUAUCAAAAGAAUAAAUAAAUAAAUAAAUGAAAGCAGUAUGUAUGGAGAUCUGCCUCACUCAGGAAGCUCAGGCUCCUCCUAUCUGUCUGAUCAGGGAGGAGGAGAAGAGAAGGAGAAGCACUACAUCAUUCCUUUUGGAGAGAGCAGUGCUCUAACAGUGUUAUACUCACGUGUGUGUGUGCGUGCGUGUGUGUGUGUGUGUGUGUGUAAUACAUGCACAUUUCCUGUCACACCUCCUCUUAUGGUGGCAUGUAUAAAAAUAGUGGACCAAUAAAUCAAGAAAAAUGA
Tachysurus vachellii is the source of this 2141-nucleotide messenger RNA. RefSeq names its product phosphoribosyl pyrophosphate synthase-associated protein 1-like. The transcript is spliced from 10 exons. The record is from RefSeq and is a predicted model, not a curated record. Gene Ontology annotation, molecular function: magnesium ion binding; ribose phosphate diphosphokinase activity. Gene Ontology annotation, cellular component: cytoplasm; ribose phosphate diphosphokinase complex. Gene Ontology annotation, biological process: purine nucleotide biosynthetic process; 5-phosphoribose 1-diphosphate biosynthetic process. The coding region runs from base 597 to 1748 and encodes 383 amino acids. Lineage: Eukaryota; Metazoa; Chordata; Actinopteri; Siluriformes; Bagridae.